Ectocarpus sp. CCAP 1310/34 is the source of this 3559-nucleotide messenger RNA. The record is from the annotation of a GenBank genome assembly. Lineage: Eukaryota; Phaeophyceae; Ectocarpales; Ectocarpaceae.
AUGGAGACCAUCAACCUCCUGCGCGCUCGGAACAAUGCUCUCAAGGAGCAGCUGCUCGACGUCGACACGAACUUCACCGACCACGUGCAAGCGCGGCAGCGGAAGAUCCAGGAGCUCACCCUGGCGGUCGAGAGCGCCUCCGCAAUCAAAGCACAGCUUGAAGCGACCGUGGAGUCGGAGAGAGGCGACCGCCGGCGGCAGGAGAGGGACCAGCAGCGCCAGAGGGAAGCGGAGGCCGCCGCCUAUCAGGAGACCAUAAAAGCUCUCACAUCUGAGGUGGAGAGCUUGCAAGGGUAUUCUGGCGAGAGGGACCGCGUCAACGCCCAGCUCGCGGCGCUCGAAGUGGCAAACGCGGAGCUUCAGGAUCAGCAAGAGAUAAAGGUCGGCUCGUUCGCGCGCUGGUUUGACAUGGAAACGUUCAGCUGGUCGUCCACGACGAUGAUCGACUCGCCGCCAUGCAAUGCAGGAUGGUUUGCGGCGAUGCCUCUAAUCGCUGGCUGCGACGAAGUUGCUGCUGGUCUUCAAUCGCUGAGGAAGAAGCUCUCGGAGGUUGAAGCGGCAAAGAAAGACGAGGUCGCCCGGUUGGUGCUCGAGGCGAAGGAGAACAUGCGCGAUGAGGUCGAAAUCGCGUUCGGGGGCGCGCACGAACGCCUCCUUAAGGAAAACCAGGAGCUGAAAGACAAACUGAAGCAGCUCGACUCCAAGCUUCAGGCGAGCUUAGCUUGUCAGCCUUUCUCGCCAACGCUCAUUGUUCUGUCGGAGCUUGCGCACGAGACCGCGGAAAAGGCGGGCCUGAAGACGGAGCUGGAGAUAGUCAGAGCCAUGGAGAGCAAAUCGGCGGGGAAAAUCAAGUACUACAUGAGGAUGUUGAAACGGAGCGCCGCCGAGCUCGCUCAUCAGUGUGAGAGUGGCGGUCACGACAGAGGGUACGGAUCAUCAUUUUUCCACGACCAUGGAGGGAAUGCCGCCGCUGCCGAUGAGGCAUCGAACCCACGAGGAUGCCAGUCGUCCGGCUUAGAAGGAAGAAGCAAGACGGGGGCAGGAAGAGGAGACGGGAUAAGGAAGGCGACGUCUAAGGGGGGCACAAGACCGGGGACCGCGCCGGCCAAAGUUCGCCCAGGCGGGGUCGGGGUCGGGGGAAGAGAAGGCGGCGGCCAUGGAAACAACGGCAAAGCAGGAGAGCCGGCAGCCCUCAACAGCGCAAGUUUGAUUGACGAAGAUUUUGCACGUCAAAGCAGCGGUUGCUACUGCUGCUGCAGGGGCGGCGGCGGUGGCACCGGCUGUGAACAAAACAGCCACCCACAAACCCCAACCGAUAAACCAAAUCAACUGAGGAAAAGGAGGGCACAAACCGCGGCACGAUUCCGAGCCAGCGCCCCAGCUGACAACGGCGGCGGCAGCUACGGUAGCCGCUGCUGCUGUGGCAGUGGAGGCAACGGGGCAAGAACCGGGAAACGCUGCAGCACUUGUGCAGGGGGGACCACGAGACAUUCCAGGAGAAGGGCUCAGACCGCGGGCAGGUCUCGAGCACGGUCGACCGCGAACGGCUCACCCCAGUACAACAUAUGUGGGCGCAACGACAACCCCGUACCAGAAACACGCCCCCCGCCAUCGCACUCCAGGUCUCCUCCUCUUGGGAGCGGCGGCGACGGCGGGGGCGACGCAGAAUACGUUCCCGUCGUGGCCGCCGACGGCAGCGUCGACCAAGCCCCGACGAGGGGCACGGCUGAUGUGGUCGACACCAUCGGCCGACACGCGCAGAGAAGAACGCCGCAGGCGGGGGCAGGGUGGGGAGGUGCCAGCGAUGGCCAGCACCGCGACGGGAGACCGGGGCAGCAAAAAAUCGAGGAGAACGAGGCUGCUGCUGUUGCUGCCGCCGCUGCUGAAGGAAGGAAGGCGGGAGGACGAGGAGGACGAGGAGGAGGAGAAGAGGUGCUUCUGGCCGAAAGGAGGGUUCCGCAGGCACCGACGUGCGAGGCGGCACGGCCACCAAACGGUGGCAGCAGGAGCGGUGGGCAGCAAGAAAUGAAGCACGACGUGGGGGCGGCGGCGGCGGCGGCGGCGGCGGCGGCGGCGGAAGUAGCAGCGGUGAAUGGAGGGGCAGUGGGAGAUCUCCCCCCCUCCCGCUGCCCGAAGGAGGGGGUCAGCAUGGAAAGAUCGGGGUCGGCAGGGGACGGGCGAGCUGUGCAGUGUUGGCGGGACUUGGACGAAUACCUUCAGCUUCGCGGCGGUGGCAAGACGUCUCGUGCGGAUCGUCCGGCCACUUGCGGUGGAACCCGGCAAAGGAGCCCCCGAAGGCCACCAGUUGCGAGUCACCAGACGAAGUAUGCCCUCCGGCAUAACCAGCACCACCAGCGCAACACAGGGCGAAAUCUCUUGCACUCAGGUUUCCACGGUGGCCAAGGGGAGAGUUCCGAUCCCUACAAACGGCGAUCGAGUCGGCCGAGGCCUUGGACGGCUGGCGCCCAUCUCUGUCAUGGCAGUGGCGGCGGCGGCCGCGGGAAACAGAACUGGUGGGAUAGGUUAGGAGGGAAGGGCGGCAAUGGAGUGGAAGACAAUGGAUCGCGUUGCAAGGGGGGGGUGGAAACCCGCGGCGGCAGGCUUUGGGGGGACCACGAUGAGAACCGUGAGCACGAGUUGUUCCAAACUCUCAUCAGAAGGGAAGAUCCGGAGAAGGAUGCAGCCAACAGCUGGACACAGCAGGGCCCUGACCUCGACAACGAGUCCGCUCUUCGAGUCGACGAUCACCGCAGGAACAGCGAUCUCGCCGUCGGUCAGCAGUCGUGGGGGGAAGAAGAAACGCUUCUCAGGGCGGUGGACGACGGUGACCUGGACCUGCUCUCACCCCGUGGCAGGCAACAACAAGAUAACUGCCAUAACCCUCCUUCAAGAGCCGCAAGAGCACGGGCGGCGCUUGCCGUCGCAGCGAAGGCGGGCCCCUUCGCCGCCAGCCCGCCGCGCCCGCAACAGACGGUGCUCGUGCGGGAGAGGCUCGGCGGCGUCGGCACCGGCGCGCCGACGGCACCCCGACAGUCGGAGAUCGAUGCGGUCGCCGCCGAGGAAGCUGCCAAGGAGGUGAUGGAGGCCGCCGCCGCCCAAAGAGCGGCGCAGAGGCUAGCCGCGGCGGUGGCGGCGGCGGCGGCGGCGGCGGCGGCGGCGGCUCAACUAACCAGGGAAGCGGGUGAUGUUGGCGUUGGUAUGGCUGCGGCGAUGGCGGGAGGAGCGGGAGCGACAACGGCGGUGGAGAAUGCAACUGACGAGGGUGGAGACGGCGGCGAUGACGGUGGUGGUGCCUCUGGCGGCUUCUCUCGGCAAGACAUGAUGAUGAUGGCCGGGGAACCCGCCGGACAGGGAGAAGCGGGAGGGACGACUUCUUCUUGAACCACGGCGACACCCCCCUCGCGGGGUUCACUUUAUUUCUAACACCUAUUGGAGGAGUGUAGUGGAUCGGAGGACUGUAAGGGCGGUGAGCCACGGCUAUGUUUAGUAAAGCCGCUCGGGUACACCAUGUUGAAAAUCACAAGAGCAUUUGCAAGGUAGGACUUUUGGAAGAGAUGUA